Heterocephalus glaber (naked mole-rat) is the source of this 2805-nucleotide messenger RNA. RefSeq names its product NACHT, LRR and PYD domains-containing protein 8. The record is from RefSeq and is a predicted model, not a curated record. Gene Ontology annotation, cellular component: cytoplasm. Gene Ontology annotation, biological process: regulation of inflammatory response. NCBI's taxonomy places the organism in Eukaryota, Metazoa, Chordata, Mammalia, Rodentia, Bathyergidae.
AUGUGGUCUCCUCUUUCUAACCCUGUGCUCAGCACCGGCACCAAAGGACCUGCUGAGCGUAGCAGCCCUGUCGCAGUGCUCCACCCAGAGCCCGCCUACAUCGCCUAUCUGGGAGAUCAGUGCCCCAGACAGACGCCUGCCUGCUCCCCCGCCUCCCUUCGGGACAAUGGGCUCAUGCUGUACAUGGCCAAGCUGAGCACAGGGGAGCUACAAGGGUUCAAGCAGCUGCUAGUGGAGAAGCUCAUGACCAGCUCCAGCCCCGUCACCGGGGACCAGCUGAGCUCGGCCAGCUGGGCGGAAGUGGUUCACCUCUUGGUGCAGCAGUUCCCUGGCCGGCAAGCUUGGGACGUGGCCCACAACAUCUUUUCCAAGAUGAACCAGAAGAAAAUGUGUGUCAGGGUGCAAAAGGAGCUCAAAGGCCUUCUCCCAACCUGGGGGCCCGAGGAUGAGCGUCCGGGAGAAUCACAAAUGACCCUGGACAAGGAGGAAUCUGACCAGAUAAGGGCGUACAAACUCCGAGUCACGGAGAAGUACUCCCCAGCGUGGGAUGGGACGACAUGGCCUGGAAGCCAGGCAGACUUCUUGUACCGAGCGGCUCGCAGGCACCAGGAGCUCUUGACGUGUCUCUUCCUGCCCAGGAAGCCCGAGUGUGCGCCGCCCAAGGCCGUGGUGAUCCAGGGGACCCCGAGUAUCGGGAAAACGACGCUGGCCAAGCAGGUGAUGCUGGCGUGGGCCUGGGACUCAUUCUACGCCCACAAGGCCUGGCACGCUUUCUACUUCCACUGCCAAGAAGUGACCCAGGUGCCAGAGCAGAGCUGCUUGGAGCUGAUCGGGCACCAGCUACCUGGGUCCCCUGCUCUGGUGUCCAAGAUCCUGUCCAAUCCAGAGCUCCUCUUCGACGGCUUUGAGGAGCUCACACCCACUCUCCUGCAGGAGCCAGAGGCUCUCAGCGGAGACUGGAAGCAGCAGUUGCCCAGCUCCGCUCUGCUGAGCAGCUUGCUGAGCAAGACGAUGCUGCCACAGGCCUCGCUGCUGGUGGCCGUGCGGCCGGCAUCCUGGAACACCGUGAGCCACCUGCUCAGCCAAACCUCUAUGGUCACCCUCACCGGGUUUGAUAGGACAGAAACAAUCGAGUACUUCAGGACAUAUUUUGGCCACAAGAGGGAGCUCGAACAGGCUGUGAGCUUCGCCCUGGAGAACGAGACGCUCUUGUCGCGGUGCCGGGUGCCUGUGGUGUACUUGGCCAAGGGUCUUCCUGGCCGGAUGGCCCCGGGGCCCCUGGAGGGUCUGUGUCACCUGGCGGCCAGCGGCAUGAGGAUGGAGCAGUGGGUGUUCAGCAAGGGGGACCUGGUGAAGGCCAGGGUGGAGGACAGCAGUGUUGCCGCCUUUCUCAGUGCCAAUAUUCUCCGGAGGGUCAAUGGUCAGAGCGACUGCUAUGUCUUCGUCUUCUUUGUCUUCCAGGAGUUGUUUGCUGUCUUCUUUUACGUGCUCUUUUUCCCACAAAGACUGAAGAAUUUCCAAGUGCUGGGCAGCAUAGACAUCCAGAGCCUGCUGGCCGGGCCUGUGGACGUCUGGCACUUCCUGACCAACAUGGGGCUCUUCCUGUUCGGCCUCUUAAACUCGGACUGUGCCUCCAUGAUGGAGCGCGCCUUCCAGCACAGGGUAACCUCGGUGAACAGGGGCAAGGUGCUCAAAGUCCUGGCUGAGAUGUACCAGUACCACCUGCCCAUCCCAGGCUGUGGGCUGCAGCAGCUGUUCCACUGCCUGUCGGAGGUCGGCCAGGAGACCUUCCUGAGCUGGGCCCUGCGAGGCUUGUGCAAGGCCACUCUGACGCUGGACAGCGACCAGGACGCCCAGGCCUCUGCCUUUUGCCUCAAGCACUGCCGGGAUCUGAAGCGGGUGGAGCUGACCCUCUCGGCAGCCCUCCAGGAGGCGCUGGGGCCCAAGCCUGUGGACAGCCUUCCCCUGGCUGCCACCAGCGAGGGCCUGGCGGGCCUGGAGAUGACGGCUGUCACCAUGGCGCCUGCCUUCGUGUGGCUGCUGGCAGCCGCCCUAAAGCACCCCGAGGGUCUCCUGCGCAGCCUGUCGUUAAAGGGUGUGGGCCCCAGCAUGCUGCAUGAAGACUUGUUCAGAGUCUUCGUUGAGAACUCUCACAUGACGUCCCUGGAAAUACAGUGCACAGAAGUGGGGUACCAGGCUGCGCAGCUUCUGCGUGCUACCCUCCACUCCCCCAAGUGCCACAUUCAGAGUCUGAGGCUGGUGUCCUGCGUGGCCCCCCCUCGAGAGUGGGUCCUCCUGGCCCGCGACCUUCAAGACAGCGCACACCUGCAGACCCUGGCGCUGAGUGGAGCCUGCCUGGCGCUGUCGGCGGCGAUCUUCGUGUCUGCGAGGCAGCUCCGGAGGUUGGCGCUGGGGUUUGCCCUGCUGCCCGCUCUUACAGUUACACGCGCACACUCGCGCAUACACACGCACACACGGGUGCUGUGGCGGGCGUUGCUGCACAGGGCGGCCGUGCUGCAGCUUGAACUUACAAUCCCCCCUGCCUCAGCCUCCCAGAGGGCUGGGGUCACAGGCGUGCAUCCCCACACCCGGCCACCUGUCCGCAGCUCACCUCGAGUCUCUGUCCCCAGGCUGGAGAGCUGCGGGCUCAUGAAGCUGGCCUGCCCGGGCGUGGCCGUCUCCCUGGGGAGCAGCCGGACGCUGACGCACCUGAGCCUGGCGGGCAAUGCCCUGAAGGAUGAAGGGGCGAGGCACAUCUGGGAGAGCCUGGCAAGCGCGGCGCUGCCCCUCCAGAGGCUGGUGUGA